GCAGAGGAACUGAGACACUGAGAUAAUCGCACUUGCUCACCCCAAGGGUUACUUACCUGUGACACCAGCGCAAUGACAAGAGGGCCCGGCGAGCGGGGGGCGCGCACAGCCAGUCCGGAUCAUACCUCAGUCGGUUUGUAAAGAAGAAAAAGAAAAAAAAAAAAUCCCCAGCGUGAAAGUAUUUUGUAUGCUUUUCGUCAUUUUGGACUUGCUCUGGAGUUACCUGGCUGCUGAUCGGACGGAGGAGAAGCGACGCGGGUUGUUCAGAGUUAUUAAUCAGCCCCACAAGUCGGUGCAUGAACCUGAGAGCUGGGCCGCAAUGAGUCGGAGAACACGACGCUGGAUUUUAAGAGUUUUACUUUGUUUAGGGAUUGUUUAUUUGAAAAUUGGUGGCUUCUCGUCGGUGGUGGCCCUAGGUGCGAGCAUAAUCUGUAACAAGAUCCCCGGUUUGGCCCCCAGACAACGGAUUAUCUGCCAGAGUCGCCCCGAUGCCAUUAUCGUCAUCGGAGAGGGAGCCCAAAUGGGCAUCAACGAGUGUCAGUUUCAGUUCAAAAACGGGCGCUGGAACUGCUCUGCGCUUGGAGAGAGGACCGUCUUCGGAAAAGAGUUGAAAGUGGGAAGCAAAGAGGCUGCGUUCACCUACGCCAUCAUCGCAGCCGGCGUGGCUCACGCCAUCACCGCCGCCUGUACGCAGGGCAACCUGAGUGACUGUAGCUGCGACAAGGAGAAGCAGGGUUUCUACAGCAGGGACCAGGGCUGGAAGUGGGGAGGCUGCUCGGCAGACAUCCGCUACGGCCUCGACUUCUCCAAAGUAUUUAUUGACGCUCGGGAGGUCAAGCAAAACGCAAGGACUCUCAUGAACCUCCAUAAUAAUGAGGUGGGACGCAAGGUCCUGGAGAAGAACAUGCGGCUGGAAUGCAAGUGUCAUGGCGUCUCGGGCUCCUGCACCACCAAAACCUGCUGGACUACACUUCCCAAGUUCCGCGAGCUCGGCUACAUUCUCAAGGAGAAAUAUGCCCGUGCGGUACACGUGGAGCCAGUCAAAGCCAGCCGCAACAAGCGCCCUAAAUUCCUCAAGAUCAAGAAGCCUUACUCUUACCGGAAGCCCAUGGAUACGGACCUGGUGUACAUAGAUAAGUCGCCAAACUACUGCGAGGCGGACCCCGUGACGGGGAGCUUGGGGACACAGGGACGGGUGUGCAACAAGACUAUGAUGCAGCACAUCAGCGGCUGUGACUUGAUGUGCUGCGGCCGGGGAUACAACACACACCAGUACUCCCGCGUCUGGCAAUGCAACUGCAAGUUCCUGUGGUGCUGCUACGUCCGAUGCAACACCUGCAGCGAGAGGACAGAGGUCUACACAUGCAAAUGAGAAUAUUUAUUGGAUGGUGCGUUUGUUGCGUGUGUGUGUGUAUGUGUGUGUGUGUCUGAGUGUGUGUGUGUGUUCAUGUUUUGUGUUUUCAUGGACGGACUUUACAAGAAGGCUGUUGCUUCAGUCUCUUCGUACAUAAUGAGGAACUACUGUACUGUGCAUGCAGUAAGCUGAAGAAAGGGCGUCAUGAUUCUUUUGCACACAAAGCUCUUCACCCCUCUUCAAGCCCCCCCCACCCCCCCCCCACCCCCCCUCCUCCCUGGAAGAAAAUGUCAAGACUUUAAGCUAAAUGGACACGUACUGACAUUUGGACUUGUUUGGACUUUGCGAAUGCACACGGGCUGUGGCAGAUGUGAUGGGCGGGACGCGCCGCUGGAGCUCUCACCCUCUGUGCACAGACGACAUGACAGCCAUCUGGAAUAUUUAACACGCUGUACUUAGAGAAUGGAAAUAAUUAAUAUUAAUUUAUUCUAUAAAGAGCUACUGAUUUUAUCCGUUAUGGAUCAGAAAUAACUAAAUGUCAUGAGGUUGUAGUUUAUUAAAGCAAUCAAGAUGUGUCCUGGGUAAAAACACUGGCUAUGAAUCUGCCUGGGACCAUGUGUUUGUAGAAUAUUUUUUUUUGUUCCAGGAUAAACUGCUGUAGGCUACUCAAUCUGACCUUCUGACCUUCUCAUGAGUUUGUCUUCCCUCUCUAUGCUGCUAGUCUAGAAAAAAAAAAAAAAACCCUACUUGUGGAGGUAGAAGGCUGUAUGCUGGACUGACUGUCUUCAACUGCAUGGCUCACUUCAAAGCUGAUUUUUUUUAUCUCCAACUCCAAUUAUUCAGCGAUCAAAAACACAGGCACAUUUUUCCACGUUUUGGUAAAUAUCGGUUAAUAGAGUUUAUUUUGUAAAAACUUAUUUUUAUAUGAAUGUCUUAUUUAUAUCUUUUUUGCAUAUUCAGUGUCAUGUUCUGACCGGGACGCCUGUUUUUCUGAACCCCGGUGAAAAAGAAGCGGAUACGCCUGUACGUUGGCCCGAGCUGUCACUGCCAUAGCCGUAUACUGUACGUCAUAGAGCCUGUUUAUUUGUGUUCAAACGACUGUGUUUACUGCAUUUCAUGACUACUACUGAUGGAAUACAGGAACAGAAUAACACUAACAAGACAUGACUUCCAUUAUUUUGCCUCCGAAAACACACCGCCUUUUGUGCAUGACAGAAUCACACCGGGAUUAUGUCCUUAAAGGAAUUAACGACGGAGACUGUUCAGAUUUAGAAUUAAACAGGCCUGCUCAGUUGUAAU
Salarias fasciatus (jewelled blenny) is the source of this 2653-nucleotide messenger RNA. RefSeq names its product wingless-type MMTV integration site family, member 7Ab (gene wnt7ab). Gene Ontology annotation, biological process: cell fate commitment; positive regulation of JNK cascade; canonical Wnt signaling pathway. Bases 188 to 1372 code for a protein of 394 amino acids. Gene Ontology annotation, cellular component: extracellular region. The record is from RefSeq and is a predicted model, not a curated record. Gene Ontology annotation, molecular function: cytokine activity; frizzled binding. NCBI's taxonomy places the organism in Eukaryota, Metazoa, Chordata, Actinopteri, Blenniiformes, Blenniidae. The transcript has 4 exons.